Molecule: messenger RNA, 2808 nt
Organism: Hyla sarda
Lineage: Eukaryota; Metazoa; Chordata; Amphibia; Anura; Hylidae
Gene: CDT1
Product: chromatin licensing and DNA replication factor 1
Exons: 10
Coding region: 644-2164 (506 amino acids)
Biological process (GO): DNA replication checkpoint signaling; mitotic cell cycle; regulation of DNA-templated DNA replication initiation
Cellular component (GO): nucleus
Molecular function (GO): DNA binding; DNA polymerase binding
Source: RefSeq, a predicted model, not a curated record
GCUGCAGUUCAUUGAUUUUAAAGCGCCUGGGGGGUAGGAGAAAUAGCUGAUAGCUUAUACCGAUAUUCCGGUAUAAGUUAUUGGCCUGAAAGGCCACAGAUUAUCGGUAUUUGCUCUAAAAAUCAAUAUCGGUUGAUCCCUAGUAUUCGUGACGCCAGGGCGUGGUUUAUCCUCGAUACCGCCUGAAAGUAAACGGCUAGAUCCUGGGAAAGGCAUUGGGGCAAUAAUGAUGCCAAGUUAUGGAUAAUGGUAGCUAUACUGAGGGUAGAUGGUAAAGGCUAUAAACUUCAGCCAGGGCCCAUGGAGGUGACCAUUGACUCAGAGACCUUAAGGGCUUGCUGGGACUUGUAGUAGGACUGGUCAAUUUAAUGCAGGCCACGCUGACUUCACAGUUGCUGACAGGGGCUGACUUGACUGACUAAGCUAUGACUGUAGCUUACUUGCAAUUGACUGGCUGCAGACUGGACUUGAGGCCUCCAAUGACUCUGGACACACACACUAGGACUCAACUUGACCUCAGCAAAGACUUGUAAGGAAAGAGAGUGCUAGCUCUGCCCAGGGCUUAUAUGGGGGAGACUAGCAGGGAGCCCAUAGGUCACCCCUGGGAUCACCUGGUCACUGGUACCUCCUGGGUAACAAUCGCAUGACAAGUCACAUGUGUUUGACACCAGUUCCCAGUGCCGAAGUCCAGUGUGAGACGCCUCCAUCUUUAGGGAAGAAGAUAAAGGACUUUGUCAGUGUGACACUCUCUCCAAAAAGCAAUGUGCUAAAGACUAGCCCAGCAACACCAGAGUUGAAGGUCCCCACCAAGGAGAGUCUUGAACUAAAAUCUCGGCUGCAGAGGAUACAGGAGCUUGGACAGAGACUGAAAGUUCCUACUGCACCUGUUGAAAGCAAAGUUACAAUCACUGACCUAAAAGAAAGACUUAAACAAGCAAAAGCCCUUGAGUCUAGGAUCACAGAGAAGAAAUCUGCUAAAGAACAGAAGGUUGAUCUGACAGAGGAGCCAAAUAAAGAGAGUAAGAAGGCUCCAGCCUAUGAGCGAUUCCAUACACUUGCUCAAGAUGUUCCACCCGGACUCUCACUGCCAUUCAAGUACAAAGUUCUUUCAGAAAUGUUCCGCAGCAUGGACACCAUUGUAGGGAUGCUCUUCAACCGCUCUGAGACAAUCACCUUUGCAAAAGUAAAGCAGGGGGUCCAGGACAUGAUGCGCAAGCAGUUUGAAGAACGUAAUGUUGGGCAGAUUAAAACAGUUUACCCAACAGCCUACAAGUUCAGACAGGAGAAGAAUAUUCCCACCUACAAGGAUAGUAUAAAGAAGACAGAUUAUCAACUUACUGUGGAGCCUAUUGUUCCAGAAGAGGAUAAGUAUGAUGGUCGUCUUCAGCUCACAGCAAGUCGGCUCCUGGAACGCAGAAAGUUAUUCCAUAGAAGCCUUAACAAUAUUGUGAAGCAACACCACAAAACUUUUCUGGCAUCAUUGAACCCUCCUAUGGUGGUGCCUGAUGAUCAGCUGACUCGAUGGCAUCCAAGGUUUAAUGUAGAUGAGGUUCCAGAUGUAGUGCCAGCUGAACUUCCACAACCACCACAAGUAGAGAAAUUGACCACUGCACAUGAGGUGUUGACUAAAGCAAGAGGCUUGAUGACGCCUAAGAUGGAAAAGGCUCUAGCAAACUUGGCUUUAAGAACUGAGGAACCUAAUUCUGAAAAUAAAUCUCCUGGACGUAUAGAGGAGUCUAAACCAGUCCCUACUGCAUCCAGUGCCUUAAAAGGAGUAUCUCAAUCCUUACUGGAAAGGAUUCGUGCUAAGGAGGCUCAGAAGCUUCAAGCAAUGAUGACCCGCAAACCUCAGCAAGAGGAACGUCUCCUCAUGAUGUCCAGACUACCUGAGCUUUCCCGUAUUUUGCGCAAUGUGUUUGUUGCUGAGAAGAAGCCAGCUCUGACGGUGGAAGUUGUGUGCGACAGAGUAAUCUCCAGUUAUAGAUCAUCAAUGUCUUCAGGAGAAAUGGAGAAACAUCUGUCAAUGCUGGCAGAGCUGCUUCCAGACUGGCUGGCAGUUCAUCCAAUCAGAAAGGACACUUACUACAAGUUAAACAAGACAAUGGACUUGAAUCUAAUUUUGGAAAGACUGUCCAAGAAAAUGAAAGAGGAGGAAUCACUGUGAAUUGUUUGGGUUUUAUUUUCUCUAUCUGUUUUUUUUUUUUUACUUGUUUUUUUUAACAGGUGUGCAAUUUUUUUUAAAGAAAUUUAAUUAUGCAGUUUAUCUGCAAGGCCAUGUCUGAUGUCUUAUAGCAUGGUAUAUUGAUGAUUAUCUUGUGCAAACUUGCAUAGGAAGUAACAUUUCUGUACUAAUCCUACUAAAGUGCAGCUUGGCGAAUCGGUGUUUUACAGAUUUUUAACUUCAUUUUAAACCUAGAAAAAUGUCCAGGUUUACAAAGUGCAUUUGAGGGGUGUUAAAGGGGUACUCUGGCGCUUAGACAUCAUGUUCGCUCCGGGUCUGAUUAUUGUCGAUCACGGGGCCGGAGCAUUGUGAUGUCACGGCUCCGCCACAUGUGACAUCACGCUCCGCCCCCUCAAUGCAAGCCUAUGGGAGGGGGGGGGUAACAUCACACAGGGGCGGAGUCGUGAAGUCACGGUCUCGCGUCACCGUGGUCGGGAGCCGAAGCCUCCAACGUUUCCGGAAGCCACAACAGGUGGGUCCUGCAGCCGAGAUCCCGGGGUCCCCAGCAGCAGGACCCCCCCCCCCCCCACGAUCUGACAUCUUAUCCCCCCCCCCUAUCCUUUGGGUAGGGGAUAAGAUGUCUAGUG